This is a messenger RNA of Fomitopsis serialis, 1922 nucleotides long. RefSeq lists its product as uncharacterized. NCBI's taxonomy places the organism in Eukaryota, Fungi, Basidiomycota, Agaricomycetes, Polyporales, Fomitopsidaceae. Bases 332 to 1531 code for a protein of 399 amino acids. The record is from RefSeq and is a predicted model, not a curated record. The transcript has 3 exons. Gene Ontology annotation, cellular component: membrane.
GCGUCUCGACUCUCCAUGCACUCUUCUACUUGUCUUUCUUGUCUGCGGGUGGUCCAACGCACUAGUGCUGACUGUGUAUGCAACUCAUGUUUGAAGCCUUGAUGUUCUCGCGGAGGCUGGCAUCUCUACGCAAGCCACAUGUCCGCCGCCGACGCCUGCAGAACAGCGCCUUCAGUUUGGAACAAAACACACGGGCACGACGGUCUUCUCAGCCUGGACAAACGCCUUUUAGUCCCGUGAAUCAGGCUUUAUCUACCUAGUUGCAGACAGACUGGUCCCUCGCUCUCGUUAUUCGCCCGCCUGUACUCUCCCGCUCCGAGUCGACUCCGCUAUGUACAACGAAUCUCAAGGAGGCGUUCACCUGGAGCCGCCGAAGUUUCCGCUCCCCUCGCGCUCAACUUCGUCUAUACUCUCCCAGGAUGGGUUGACUUCCAGCACGGAUACGCACGAUAAGCGUGUGUCGCUCACCGUGAACUACCUACCAGCGAAGUUUUCAACAACCCUCCUUUCUGAGGGCCCGAAACGACGAAAGGUGUGGAGAAACAGCGACAGUCCGUUGCCAAAGCAGGGCGGUGGACGCGAAGCAUUUAGGCGAAACGAAGCGCGUAUGCCAGGGGAGGACGACGAAGACCUUGACGGCGUCGAGUUCGACCACCAUACCAGAGGGCACCUUAAACCUAAGCAACGGUGGAAUCGAUUCAAAUGGACGCUCUUUGUUUCGAAUGUCAUUUUCACAAUCUAUUGCGUUGCUACCCUGGUCGUCUGCCUCUUGAUCUGGUUCGACGUCUGGGAGCACGCGGAUAUUAUCCGCGUAGGCAACCAGCCAGAAUUGAUCGUAUCGACAUGUGCCGCAGCCCUGGGCAUACUCACAGCCCUCGUCGGGUGGUCUGGCAUCCUGCUGAACAACCGCGCGUUCCUAUCAGUAUACUGCACCCUGCUUUGGGCUAUCUUCGCACUCCUCGUGACGCCGGGUUAUAUCGCAUACAAGCGACGCGCAUUCAACCUCGAGGGCAAGAUCAACCAGCAGUGGUCGCAACAGCUCGGGCUCGACGGACGAGUGCGCAUCCAGAAUCAGCUCCACUGCUGCGGCUACUUCAGUCCCUUCGUGGAGGCUACCGCUAGCGCGACGUGCUAUGCACGUAGCGUUCUCCCCGGGUGCAAGGCGCCGUACAUCAAAUUCGAGCGGAAGAUCCUCGAGUGGUGGUACACCGUCGUGUUCGCACUCGCGCCCGCGCAGAUUGCGGUCAUGACUGCUGGCCUCUUGUGCUCGAAUCACAUUACGUACCGAUUUGGGAAAGGCAUGAUGCCCAAGGCGUAUCGCCUCGAUUCGCGGAGUCUCGCUGUGAUUAUGGACAACUAUGCAAGUCACUUGGCCGAGGAAUAUGGCACGGAAGUCGCGUCGGACAUCGUGUCGAAGUCCCGUUCUAGCCUCAAGCUGGAUGCGAUGCCUACUGCCUCCUACACCCGUAGUAGGUCAUCCUCGCUCUUCAAUAGGGUUGACAGCUUCCUCGGGAGGGCAGCCCGCAAGUAGAAUCAUGGACUCCCACUUAUCCAUGCUCAUUUCGCUCCGACCCUCGUGUAUUGUCGCCAGUAGUCACCACACGACAGACUUGCGUAUUUCCGUUUGUUCCAUAUUGUCUUCAGCAAGGUGACGUCUAACGGUUUGAUAGACAAGGUACGAACCCAUUAUGCUUGCUUCUCCACAUCCUGUGGCAUCCGUUCUAGGGCACUUCCGGAACGGCCGCAACCCCGCGCUUGCCGCUUGCACUGCUGUGCCCCGCCUUCGGGAUACGUGGCAUCAUUGCAAUAUGGGUUCGGCAUGUUGUAGCUUUUAGCGGUCUUUGACAGGUAUUUGAUGCGGCUAGACAUGAGCAACUCCUCACGAGGCUCCCUACGCCGCUUUGUACUAUGGAUUGCAACCG